Medicago truncatula (barrel medic) is the source of this 645-nucleotide messenger RNA. RefSeq names its product nuclear transcription factor Y subunit B-3. The transcript has a single exon. Gene Ontology annotation, biological process: regulation of transcription by RNA polymerase II. Gene Ontology annotation, cellular component: nucleus; CCAAT-binding factor complex. NCBI's taxonomy places the organism in Eukaryota, Viridiplantae, Streptophyta, Magnoliopsida, Fabales, Fabaceae. Gene Ontology annotation, molecular function: protein heterodimerization activity; RNA polymerase II cis-regulatory region sequence-specific DNA binding; DNA-binding transcription activator activity, RNA polymerase II-specific. The record is from RefSeq and is a predicted model, not a curated record. Bases 1 to 645 code for a protein of 214 amino acids.
AUGGAUGAUGAGAGUCAUAGUAAUUUGCCAAAUGGAUUCAACACAGAAAACCCUGAAACUCAUUGUUUAAAAACAAUCAACAACAAUAAUCAUAAUCAUCAUCACAAUAGCAAUAAAGAACAAGAUCGUUUUCUUCCUAUAGCAAAUGUUGGUAGAAUAAUGAAAAAAGUUAUUCCUGCAAAUGGAAAAAUCUCAAAGGAUGCAAAAGAGACAGUUCAAGAAUGUGUGUCGGAGUUCAUAAGUUUUGUCACCGGGGAAGCAUCGGAUAAAUGUCAAAGAGAAAAAAGAAAGACAAUCAACGGUGAUGAUAUUAUUUGGGCUAUUACAACGUUAGGCUUUGAAGAAUAUGUGGAACCAUUAAAAUGUUACCUUCAAAAAUAUAGAGAUAUUGAAGGUGAGAAAGUUAAUGUUCCAAAACAACAAAGAUCUGAACAAAGGCUACAUCAACAUCAACAUCAACAUAACCAAGAUGAAUUAAAUAAUCAACAUUUCAACAAUAGUGUAUAUACAUCUACAAAUCUCAUGUCUCAAACUCCUUAUAUGACUACUGAUCAACCAUUUCCACUUCCUUUCUCUCCAAAUUCGAUUCAAAAACAAUUACGACAGCAAGAUCAGAUUGAUUCCAUAGGGCAUUGGUAUGAAUGA